AUGUUUCCCACGCGCUCAGCGGCAAACCUGGAGCUCACUGGGGAGCAGCAGCAGCAGCAGCAGCAGCAGCAGCAGCAGCAGGCGCGGGGCCGGCUGGUUUGCAUAGAAUGCGGGGCUCCGGUGGACUGCAUCUACCGGGCCUUCCCUCCGGGCUCUGACAACAUCCGUUUGGUUUGCUGCAGCAGCUGCAGCAAACUGGCAGAUCCUUAUCUGCAGCACGACUCGCUGCUGCUGUCGCUGGACUUGCUGCUGCACAAGCCCCAGGUGUACAGACACCUGCUCUACAACCGCAAACCCCACACCAGAGGAGUAGUGCCCCACAGCAUUAUUAAAUUCACAAUUGCAUGCGUUUUCUUUGAUGCUUAUUUGGAGUGGUUUUUGCUGCACUCCCCGCAGCAGCAGCACCCGCAGCAGCAGCAGCGAGAGCAGCACGCCGACGCCGACCACGCCGGCUUCAGCAGCAGCAGCAGCAGCUGCUGCUGCGUGCAGCAGCAGGAUGUGCCCGCUGCUGCUGUCGCUGCAGAGCUGCAGCAGCAGCUGCAGCAGCAGCAGCUGCUGCAGCAGCAUAAACAGAACCGAAGCAGGAGCGCCUUCAAGCGCCCGUCCGUGCUAGCUUUGCUUGCAUGCGGCUUUGCUGCUGCUUUCUCCCCGAGUAGCAAGUACUGCAGCAGCAGCAGCAGCAGCAGCGGCAGCAACUUAGUUCAUAGCUGUCACGUCGCAGCCGACAGUCGCCCGCUGCUGCUGGAGAACUACCACAAUGUAGCAGUAGCAGCAGCAGCAGCAGCAGAUAGCGCCCUCGAUGAGUCUGAGGACUGGGAGGGCUUCCGCUACAGCAGCAGCAGCGGCAACAGCAGCAGCAGCAGCAGCGUGGGCGAGGGGAACACAAGGGAUUCAUUUUGGUGCUCUUCUCCGCAGCUGGAGGAGCAGCAGCAGCAAGAGCAGCAGGAGCAGCAGGAAGAGGAGGACGAGGAGGACGACGCUGAGCAGCAGCAGCAGCAGCAGCAGCAGGGGCUGUGGGGCCCGGGCGAAGCAGCCCUGGGGGAGCCCGCUCUGGGGUGGCUGCUGUCUUCUUCAACAGCAGCAAUUGAGCAGCAGCUGCUCGUGCUGCUGUCUUCUGCUUCCGAAUUGUUUUCUUUUCUAGGCACUGCUGUGCUGCUGACGCGGCUUUACGUGGCCUUCAGACGCAGGCGAAACAAAGCUGCUGCUGCUGCUGCUGCUGCUGCUGCUGCUGAGACGGCGGCAAAGCGCGCGCCGACGGUUCAGCUUUCAUUGCUGCUUUUCAUAUAA
This is a messenger RNA of Eimeria tenella, 1287 nucleotides long. RefSeq lists its product as uncharacterized. Gene Ontology annotation, biological process: intracellular sterol transport; sphingolipid metabolic process; sterol metabolic process. NCBI's taxonomy places the organism in Eukaryota, Apicomplexa, Conoidasida, Eucoccidiorida, Eimeriidae. The record is from RefSeq and is a predicted model, not a curated record. The transcript has 3 exons. Gene Ontology annotation, cellular component: cortical endoplasmic reticulum; Golgi apparatus. The coding region runs from base 1 to 1287 and encodes 428 amino acids.